This is a messenger RNA of Tarenaya hassleriana, 1969 nucleotides long. Its product is annotated as inositol-3-phosphate synthase-like. The record is from RefSeq and is a predicted model, not a curated record. NCBI's taxonomy places the organism in Eukaryota, Viridiplantae, Streptophyta, Magnoliopsida, Brassicales, Cleomaceae. Gene Ontology annotation, biological process: inositol biosynthetic process; phospholipid biosynthetic process. Gene Ontology annotation, cellular component: cytoplasm. The transcript is spliced from 10 exons. Bases 153 to 1685 code for a protein of 510 amino acids. Gene Ontology annotation, molecular function: inositol-3-phosphate synthase activity.
AUGGGUUAACAUCCACUCAUAUCCCGCCACGUGUCGUCCCUUUCGUUAAUUCCGUCUACAUAGACGCUCCGUCGCUAAUUUUGGUGUAUACCCUCGAGGGUCAAAACCAAGCAGAGAAAACAUAACGACUCAGAUUUCGAGAGAGAGAGAGAAUGUUCAUCGAGAGCUUCAAGGUCGAGAGCCCGAACGUGAAGUACACGGAGAAUGAGAUUCACUCCGUGUAUGAUUACGAGACGACGGAGCUCGUCCAUGAGAAGAUUAACGGUGCUUACCAGUGGAUUGUGAAGCCAAAGACUCUCAAAUACGAAUUCAAAACCGAUAUCCAUGUCCCAAAACUAGGGGUUAUGCUUGUGGGUUGGGGAGGAAACAACGGCUCCACCCUUACCGCCGGUGUGAUUGCCAACCGUGAAGGAAUUUCGUGGGCGACCAAGGACAAAGUGCAGCAGGCGAAUUACUUUGGGUCACUCACCCAAGCAUCCUCAAUUCGUGUCGGGUCGUAUAAAGGAGAAGAGAUCUAUGCCCCUUUCAAGAGCCUUCUUCCAAUGGUGAACCCGGACGAUGUUGUGUUCGGUGGAUGGGACAUCAGCGACAUGAACUUGGCAGACGCCAUGGCAAGGGCCAAGGUUCUUGACAUCGAUCUGCAGAAGCAACUCAGGCCUUACAUGGAGAACAUGGUCCCACUCCCAGGGAUCUUCGAUCCCGAUUUCAUUGCUGCCAAUCAAGGCUCACGUGCCAACAAUGUCAUCAAUGGCUCCAAGAAGGAACAAAUCGAUCAGAUCACCAAAGACAUCAGGGAGUUCAAGGAGAAGAACAAGGUUGACAAAGUUGUGGUCCUCUGGACAGCAAACACGGAGCGUUACAGCAAUGUGAUCACUGGGUUUAACGAUACAACGGAAAACCUCUUGGCUUCUGUGGACAAGAACGAGACUGAGAUCUCGCCUUCUACGCUAUACGCCAUUGCAUGUGUUUCCGAAGGUGUUCCUUUCAUCAACGGAAGCCCCCAGAACACCUUUGUUCCAGGUCUUAUCGAUAUGGCUAUCAGGAAGAACAGCUUGAUUGGUGGGGAUGACUUCAAGAGUGGACAGACCAAGAUGAAAUCUGUCUUGGUCGAUUUCCUCGUUGGUGCUGGAAUCAAGCCUACAUCGAUUGUGAGCUACAACCAUCUGGGGAACAACGACGGGAUGAACCUCUCAGCUCCACAGACGUUCCGAUCCAAGGAGAUCUCGAAGAGCAAUGUCGUGGAUGACAUGGUUGCCAGUAAUGGCAUCCUCUACGAGCCCGGUGAACAUCCCGACCACGUAGUUGUCAUCAAGUAUGUGCCGUACGUAGCAGAUAGCAAGAGGGCGAUGGAUGAGUACACGUCGGAGAUAUUCAUGGGCGGACAGAGCACGAUAGUAAUGCACAACACUUGCGAGGACUCUCUCUUGGCUGCUCCCAUUAUAUUGGAUCUUGUUCUUCUCGCUGAGCUCAGCACCAGGAUCCGCCUCAAAUCCCAAUCAGAGGGAAAGUUCCAUUCUUUCCAUCCAGUGGCCACCAUCCUCAGCUACCUCAGCAAGGCACCACUCGUGCCACCAGGGACACCGGUGGUGAACGCGUUGUCGAAGCAGAGAGCGAUGCUUGAGAAUAUAAUGAGGGCUUGUGUCGGGCUCUCGCCUGAAAACAACAUGAUCUUAGAAUACAAGUGAAAACACCGACCAACCAUGAUCUCAUGUCCAUGAAGAACACAGCCUCUACUGAUUCAAGUGUUCUGUCAAUUUUUUUUUUAUUUAAAAAAACUCUAUAAUUUACAUAACUGAGUUCGUGAUUGAAGAAAUGCUUACGCGAAAUUGUGUUGUAAGGAAUAUGCGGUCUCUUGCUCUUCUCUUUUUUUUGCGAUUUUUUAUAAACUUUGUCAUUUAUGUAAAAUAAUGUUAUUAGUGUGAUUUUUGUAUCCAAAUAUAAUUACAAUUAUCGACUGUAUGUUUCUGUA